Molecule: messenger RNA, 1741 nt
Organism: Prorocentrum cordatum
Lineage: Eukaryota; Dinophyceae; Prorocentrales; Prorocentraceae
Source: the annotation of a GenBank genome assembly
CGCGCCGACCUGCGUCCGCAGGGACGGGCUGGCCGAGGCCCCUGAACGGGGGCUAGUGAUGGAGGAGGAGACGGAGGAGGUGGAGGACUAGGAGGAGGAGGAGAACGAGGAGGAGGAGGAGGAGGAGAAGAGGAGCGCAAGUCCCCUUGGCGGACCAUGCAUGCGUGCAUUCACUGGGUAAGCGUAUUGAUACUAUGGUCCUCCAGACCUGUGGGAGAAUGUGGAAGAAGGAAUAGCGAAAAUCUUCGGUCCUCCAGACCAGUGGGAAAAUGGGAAGAAAGAGAGAGAAAGAGACACAAAAAAAAAAAAAAACAUGUGGACGCGCGCGUGCGAGCGCCGGGCUACAAGCGCACCACGCGCGCUCUGCUCCUCACGGGGCCAGUGGGCACAGGCCGUCCAAGGGCGAAUGGGCCCCAGGCGCCCUCGACGCGCGGCGGCCGACGCGGGGGGACGCCCGACGACCAGCUGCGGGCCGCGCCGCGGCAGGCGGCCGCGGGGCAGCGAACAGCUGCGCGGCGAGCCGCGGACGCGGAGGGAAGCCGGCACCCCUUGGCGGUGCCCCCGGCGGGAGGGCGGGGCAGCGAACAGCUGCGCGGCGAGCCGCGUACGCGGGCCCCGCCCGAUGGGGCGGCAGGGAGCCAAAAGAGGCGCCCCGCGGCGAGCUCGCCAGGCGCGACGCGGGCCGAAGGGACGAGAGAGGAGGAGGAGGAGAAGGAGGAGGAGGAGGAGGAGGAGGCAAAAGAAGCGCAGGCACAUAAAACAAAGAGAGAGAGGAUGGAGAGAGGGAGGGAGGGAGGGAGGCGGUGGGCAUUUAGCCGACACAGGAGGAUUGCAGAGUGAAGGCCGAAAGCGGUGGGUUGGGGCAUUUUCCCCACCCUGGCAUUGAGACCUUAGCGCUGUCUGGAGCGACCGCGGAGGCUCAGCGGAUGCAAAAUGCUUCGCAUUAUGUUCCGUCGGCCAAGGAAGUGGCCGAAUCUCUGAUACUGCGAAUCUGCGCAUCAUCCGCACAGUCAGACGCCCCGCCUCACCUGAGCCCCAGCUCCCACUGCCUCCUCUCACUUGAGAGGUACAUUCGAGACGCUAGAGAAACCUAGAGCACACAACUUGGUACACCGAAAAAGAAUGGUAUUGCUGCAUUGCUGCGGUAUUGCAAGCGACUGGCAUUCUGUAAAAUAAUGCCCACGCAUACAAUCGUUACUACACCUCCCUUUGGAUGUGGAGAACUCUCUAUGUCAAAAAAAUCGUAGAGAAAGAUGGCGAGCUCAGGCUCUGCCAUUUGCGGAAAUCGGGAGCGCAGCUCCACGUUAGCAACGGCGGGCAUCAUCGGAUCGAGGGGCCUCUCACGGGAACCCAUUGCAUAAAAGCCAUCCCACAAUCCUGGCCGAGGGCCCAUCCAAGGGCAAAGCACUGAAACUCCAUCGAGCUUGCACUUGUGAACCCAACUGCGCCGCCAUACCUUCAGCACGCAGCGCGCGACAAGGCUCAUGCAGCUCCGUAGGCUAGAUAGAAGCUUUGUGAGCAUCUGAAGGGCCCAGACCAGGAAAUGUCCAGAAGAGCUGGGCGCUCCUCCCCGUGGAGGGCGAGGCCCCUUCGGGCUGUCGCGCUGUGUGCGGCAGCCUGGCUGGGUACAGUCAACCCGUAUACCCGUCGGUCGGCAGAAGCAGGCAGAACCAGGAAGCAGGAAGGCGUUGGAAGUAGUUUGGGCUUCCGCCCGACGUCUGAGGAGGAAGGGAAAGGAAAA